CGGCGGUUGACAAAGCGGUCCAUCCCACUCCAGCGUCGCUUGAAGUUGAAGCCUCUCCUCGGACUGCGAAGACUGCUCCAUUGAAGGCCACUACGUGUUUUCUCGCACUCCUCAGGGAUCUCGCCAUGGCUCCCAACCCGAGCUCCCGCUGCGACUCUCCGUCCCUCAAGAUCGCCCUCGCCAUCGCCCUCCUCCGCUAUAAGAAUCUUCACCGAAUCCCUUCCUCCGAUUCCGAUGCCCAGCGCUGGAAGCGAAAGGCCAAGGACCGGAAGCGAGAGAUCCUGAGGCUCAGAGAGGAGCUCAAGCAGAUCGAAGAUGGAAUGCGGUGCGAUGCUGAGCCCCCGAUAGUUUCUUGCCGGUGCCAUUUCUUUGAUGGCUUUGGUGAGCCCGGAGGAGAUGCGGUAAGUGGCGCCGGUGAGCACUGGAUCGAUGAGGUACUGAGAAGAAGAUUCCUAAGAUUGGUUCGCUGGAAGGAGAAAAGGAAAAGGGUGGAUGGUUCUAUCCCAAGAAGACAUCUUUUAGAGUUUAAUAAUGAAGAUGAGAUGGAGCGCCUUGGUACAUCAAUUGAUUUCCUGGUGGAGCUUUCGGACACUCAUUUAUCAAAAGAGAAGAUGGACUCUUCUUUUGCUACAUUCUCUCAUCAAGCUAUAGAUUUAAUUCUAGCUUCAUUGAAGAAUUUGCUAUCAUCACAAGAGGAAAAUGAGGUAGCUGAAGAUCUUGUCAAUGGAUUGAUUAUGCGUUUGACAAGAAGAAUGUGUGCCAUCCCCAAAAAUAAUGGAUCAACAGAUUCUCAUUCGGAUUCUCAGUUCUAUGUUCAGCACUUAAUCCGCAGGCUAGGAAAUGAGCCAUUUAUUGGUCAACGUAUAAUCCUUGCAGUUUCUCAAGAGAUUUCAGUUGUGGCAGAAAGUUUACUUCUCAUGGAUCCAUUUGAUGAUUCUUUCCCUUCUAUCCAUGACACCAUGUUUAUGAUGAUUCAAGUUAUGGAGUUCCUGAUAUUGGAUUAUAUGAAAAACUGGUUGAGUGAUGAAUAUUUUGAUACAAAGCUUUUUGAAGAAUGGGUGAGAUCUGUUCUUCUAGCACGCAAGAACUUGGAACUCUUGGAAUGCAGGAAUGGGCUAUAUAUGCUGUACGCAGAACGAAUCAUUGGGGAAUUAGCAAAGCAGAACAAAAGUGCUAGCUGGUCAGUUUCGCAGAUGAAGACUGGUCAUCUCCCAUAUCUUCUCCUCAUCCUUUUCCUCAAACCAAUUUGGAGUGGGGCUAAUGAAAGCACCAGUAGUGAGAUUGCUGGAGUUCACCAAUCACCGGAACUCUCACUGGGCCAACAUCUUCAAGGCCUAAAUGCCACCGUAAAGCUGAAUGACAGUGAAAGCAUGAAAGGAGAGAGCAAGGACUUGGAUCCUAUGCAUAGGGUGAUUCACCCGAAGAAAGGUGGUGCCGCAGGCAAAGGUGGUGGCAGAAGUGUUGGUGGCGGCGGUGCACAAGCUGCCCGUGAGCCAGGCUUGCGACGUAAUGAUGCACCUUCUAUCCUAUGGUUUGGUGUUUCCUUCACACAAAUCAUCUUUCAUGAGCUUCUUGUUUCUGUUCUAUUUUUCUGAGUUGGGACUUGAGAGAGAGUUUGCAUGUGUACCAUCUAGAGUGAGUAUGGUUCUCAAAUUAUUGGCGUGGUAUUGUUAAGAAAUAAAAUUAUUGUUUGAAGUCAUCAGAUCUCUUGCACCUGGCAUGGUGCCUUUGAUUUUCAGGCAAGAAUCUUCGGGGCUUUCUUUAACACGAGGCAACUGGUUAAUUCAUAAGUUAUUAAAAUUUCGAGCUUAGAUCACUGAAAACUCCUCCAUGAGUUUCUAAUAUGAACAAUGUUAGCAUAUUAAGCAAACUGUGGGAGGAGCUCCAUUCCAUCUUCUACUAUGAAUAGCCCACAACUGUUUGUCAGGACCAUUAUCGAGCUUGGAGGGUCAAAGGGAAUGGAUCUUUCACAUACACUAGGGAAAAAAUGAAUAUAAAACAAUGCUAUUAAUCAGUUCAUAUCUGUUAACCAAAAAAAAAAAACAGUUCAUAUCAAGUGAUUGAGAGCUAACGCUUUUUCAUCGGAGCCAACUAAAGAUCUUGACUGUUAGUCUAUUCCUAUAGGAAUUCAAUCCAAAAAAAAAAAAA
Molecule: messenger RNA, 2148 nt
Organism: Elaeis guineensis (African oil palm)
Lineage: Eukaryota; Viridiplantae; Streptophyta; Magnoliopsida; Arecales; Arecaceae
Product: protein MULTIPOLAR SPINDLE 1
Biological process (GO): meiotic DNA double-strand break formation; meiotic spindle organization; chromosome segregation
Source: RefSeq, a predicted model, not a curated record